AUGGGAAAAUUCAAUGUUAUAAAGUUCGAUUCUAAAGUUUUAAAUGCAUUGAAAGACAUACCAAAUUCGGGAGUGGAGGCAGAAAGAAAAAAACAACAUUUAGCUUUACAUCCGAUCCAUUUGAAUGACUUUGGCAAAUCUGUGAAAGAUUUACUGAAUGAAGAUGUGGCAAGAUAUAGUAAAGAUUUGGAUGGCAUUCUGCUAGGCUAUGAAGAUAUCAAACUAUUGAGCAAUGGAGGUUUUAUACAAACUGAUUCCUGUUAUAUCCAUAUUGACAUAGAGGCACAUUUCUUUGUCUUCAGACCAAAAAUAGGUGAAGAAAUGAAAGGGAUUGUUACAAGAAAGAGUAAAGAUCAUGUUGGAGUGCUUGUUUAUAAUACCUUUAAUGUUUCCAUACCCCCUGGAGAUGAAGAGGAAGACCAUUGGAUUGGACUGGAUGUUCAAGUUGGAUAUGAGGUAUCAUUUAGGAUAGUUUUCUUCACUAUGACAUCAUUUAUGCCCUAUAUCAGAGGACAAUUAAUAUCAAUAACUGCUGAAAAUAACAGUGGGUUGUCUAAGAAGAAUAAGAGAAAAGCUAACAUGAAACUAUCAUUUUCCAAAGAUUCAGAUGAAAUUGUUGAAGAAUUCCCUAAAAGUAAGAAAUCUAAGAAAGAAAAACAUAAACCUAUGGAAGAAGAUGAUCUGUCAUUGGAGUUGGAGGUUUCCCUUGAUCAAAUAAACAGUGAAAAUCUGAAUUCUUCCCAAAGUAUACUUAAGAGAAAAAGUAAAAAACAUAAAAGAAAGAGUAGUGACACAUUAUCACAAGAUGAAUAUAAAAUUGAAAUUGAUGCAGAUCAAGAAGGUUUAUCAAGAACAGGAGAUUCUGAAUUAUCAGAGACCAGAAAAAAGAAACGAAAAAGAUCACUCAGUGUAUCUGAAACUUUGUAUGAUGAACAUGAAAUGGAAAUGAAGAAACAAAAUAGGAAAAGAUCAAUCAGCAUCUCUGGAGAAAAUUGAAAAAAUGAAUUAG
Phaedon cochleariae (mustard beetle) is the source of this 1009-nucleotide messenger RNA. NCBI's taxonomy places the organism in Eukaryota, Metazoa, Arthropoda, Insecta, Coleoptera, Chrysomelidae. The record is from the annotation of a GenBank genome assembly.